AUACAGUUAGGAUGGUGAGGGGAAAAAAACAUUUUUUGCGAUCCCCCGAGGUGAAUUAGUUGUUGAGUGUGUCCAACAUAUAUACGUCUCUGGUUUGUCCCAUAUCCAUAUUUGGAACAGUAAGCUUAUUCUUUUCCUCGCUGUCCUAUCCUAACACUCGGCAACUAUAGGUUCGGUUAUUUAAAACGAUGACCCAAUGUUGACAUAGCAUAAGCUGUACAACGUAUUUAAACAGUAACGUACGUAGCACGGACUUAAAUAGCAUUCUUGGGUAUAAGUUACUGUUGUCGAACAGUAGGACAGGGGAUGUCCUAGUAAGGUAACACGUAGAUUCACUUGCAUAUGUAUGACAAGGUUCUGCCCGUCAACAUUACGGAAACACGAAUAAAUCUUGUUGAUGAACACGUGUUAAAAAAGGCAAAAUAUUUACAAGUGUCAGCCUGUAGGGGUUAACUCCGCCUUAUGAAAAUCAGAUAGGUCAAGGUUGGUAACCUCGUCGCUGAUUGGUUGAAUUGAUACAGUCCCCAUGUGAUCAGCUUCUAACCUACAUGCUGUGUGUAUAGCAGUUGCAUUCGGUGAUUAAAACCAUUAUACUAUGGUGAUAAAAUGUAGGAAAGGCGGUUAAUGUUUACUUUUUAACAAUUUCAAGAUGCGUUGUCAAAUAACACAACCAAAUUCGAUAGUUUUAGAAGUAGAAGUGGACCCUAAAUCGAAUGGACAAGAAGUUCUGGAAAAGGUUUGCCAGCAACUAGGGAUUGUGGAACAGGACUACUUUGGACUCCAGUUCCAAGGUGCUAAGGGCGAGCUGUUAUGGCUGAACAGCAGAAACCCAGUGUGUAAGCAAGUGAAUGGACCUAUACCGUACAGGUUCCAGCUCCGUGUCAAAUUUUACGUCCAACCUCAUCUGCUGCUGCAGGAAGAAUGCAGGCACCUGUUCUACCAGCAAGUGAUGCAUGAGCUGAGAUGUGGAAAGCUUCAGGUAACAGAUGAGGCUCAGCUAGUUCGGAUUGCCUCCCUUUCUGCCCAGGUGGAGUUAGGAGACCAGGUAGACAAUCCCAUGCUGUUGCAGCUGUACGAAAAAAUUCUGGAGGGUUUGACCCCUGACCCCUCCAGUGAUCUGGUCAAGGAGGUGGCUAUAGGACAUGGAGAUCUGAUGAGGGUAACCAAAGCACACGCAGAGUAUCGUUUGUUACAGGAGGCAUCCAUAAUAGAAAACUAUGGUACAGAGUAUCAUGAGGCUAAGAACUUGUCCGGAAACUCUGUCAGCAUUGGGGUCGGACCAGAGGGCAUUUUCUUCUACGACCUGAAUAAUGAGUUGUUUGAAAAGUUGGAAUACUCCAUGGUGAUGAAGGCAAUCCAUGAUAGAAAUAAAGUGAUACUGGAAGCGUAUAAUGACGAGGGGGAGACCAACAAGUACGAGUUUAAGAUGGUCAGCACGAGAGCUGCUAACGCUCUGUAUCGCUGUAUUACUGAGAUGCAUUCCUUUUUCCGCUGUGAUACUGUCCAUGAUGAGGUCAGCCUGCAAGUGACCCAUGACCUCAAAGGGGUGCUUGCCUCCAUCUUCAGUGAUAACACCGCAAGUGGCCAAAAUUAUGUAUUUGAUGUGAAACAAACCUGUAAAGAAGUGUAUGAUAGCACUCGGAGAAAAUUACUCAAACAACAACAAGUUCCCAUGUCUCUGGCAGCGAGCCAGGAGGACAUCUCACAGUCAACAGACAACAAGGAAAACAACGAAGAGCAGCAAGUUCAGAUGCUGAAAAACAAGUUGGAGACAAUCCAAGACUCUUUUGUGUGUAAAGUGUGUAUGGACAAUGAUAUCUCAACAGUGCUGUGUCCGUGUGGUCACAUGGUGUGCUGUAAUGACUGUGCAUCGCAGCUGGCCGAGUGCCCGCUGUGUAGAACUUCAAUAACGACGGCACAACCAGUCUUUCUCCCGACAGCUUUCUGUGUGAAAACGUAGUGAUCGUGCCAUGGGGGGAGGGGAGACGUGAGCUCGUCAUGACAAUAAAACAGAAAAGAAGGUAUUCAUUGAUGAACAAGAGCAUGCAGUUCUGAUAUUUACUUAUGAAUAUUCAUGAGUUUGUGCAUCAGCGGUCGUCCAGGCUGAUAAGUGAUUAUUGGAUGAAGACGCUUCGGAGGGUUGUAUUCAGUCAUGAUGAAAGGAGAGACAUUUACAGAUAAAGACUGUUAUCGGGAUUGUGCAUUAACUUGACAUUUAUCAUUAACAUAAUUAUAUUUUUCAUAUUCCUCUCAUGUCUCAUCAGUCAACACUGUGUUGCCAUUAUUUAUCAUUUGGUUUUGUCAGCAAUGUGAAAUUUUACAAAAAAAAAGUAAUCAAAAUAUAGUAUUUUACAUGUGUAUGAUACUUGUACUUAUGAUAGCAAUAGCAUACACUGAUUUCACAAAUAUUCACCUUGAUCACAUCAUCCAAUUACAGAUAUGUCUAAAAAUGUAAAUGUUGCUUAAAUUAAUGAUGAAUGAUUUUAUCAUAUAGAAUUUGUCCUCAAGAUUUGAUUGAACAAUGAACAUAUCUGCCAAACCAUUCAUAUGAUUUUUUUUAUCACAAACAUAAUAUUAUUGAGCUUGAGAAAAUCUAAUUUGCCAGAUAUUCUGACACUAUAGACUAUGCAUGCUUAUUCACUGUAUCACACCGGAGGUAUUUUCGAGCACUUUGUUAGGUCAUAUAGUCACCAUAUUCAACAUACUUACUGAUGUGUAUAUGUUUUAUUAUUUAAGUUUUAAAAGUGAUCCAGUUCUUUACAAGUUGAGACUGAUUGUUUCAAUCUACUAGUCUUUACAAGUACCUUCCAGUAUAAGCUGGGUCAAAAAUAUUAUGACUUUGUGAAAGAAUUGGAUGCUUUCAUGGAAAGAUGUUUUUUUCUGGGACGGGUGGUCAUUGUGGUAGGUAAACCCUAGUGUCAAUGUCUUCUCUGCAGAGAUCUACAGUUGUCUGAUAUUUACAAGGCCUACCUCUCUCUAUAAAUAAAAACACAUUCCUAAAAUAUUUAUGCUUACUGUAGAUUAUUCAUUUACUUUGGAUUCUCUACAACUAAAAGUGAAACUUUCAAUCUACAAAAAAUGGCAAUCGUUACAAAUCCAAUCUUUUGGUAAAACUUGUGUGAUAUUUGUUUGCAAGAAUAUUUAUGGGAUGUAUUAUAUAGUGCUUAAAUUUCGAGAGGUUGAACUUUUUGGGGGGGGAGUUUAAUUUUGUGCAUACUGUAAAUAGUCAGUGUGUCUGACUCUUUAACAGUAAAGGCAACAGACAUCUAGUGUUGAUAUUUUAAUGUCUUUUUUUUCAUGUCCCAAAAAUAUAAACCUUUGCAAAAUAUAAGCACUAUAUACAUGUAGAAUUGUAAAUGAUGAUGUUUUCCGAUGCAGCUGGGAAAUUACCAUGUUCAUAUUUUCUGCAUUAAAUUCUCUAGUAGUUAUACACACUGAUGCUUAUAAUAUUUUCUGUCAUCAUUUUUGUUAGUCCAUUUCACAUGAUAUGAAUCUUUCAUGUGAUUUGUGUCGUUAAAAUCAGUAUCAUUUAUUUAUUCAAAGGAAAUUUGAAUUCUGUGCCUUAAACAGAUAAAUGCAAUAUUCAAACUACUUACUACAGAAUGAAGCUCCAUCACUGAAACAUCUGUAUAAAAUUAUGGAAAAAAAACCUUCAAACUAUUGAUUUUAUUUGCAUUUUUUUCUCUAUGUUUCCAGGCUUUUGUUUUGGUGUAGAUACCCAGUAUGACAAUUUCACCAGCAUGGUCAUAGCAGCCCCAAUUUCGAUGUCCUGUAUAUAGGACGCAGUUCACUUGUACAGUAACUUUGUGAUAAAACAUACAUUCAUACAUUGUAUAUAUUAGAAUGGUUCAUUUGUUCUACAAUCAACUUUUAUGCUGACUUUAUUUAUUUUGAAUGUUUUAACUUGACUGUCAUAAUGUACUGACCUAUUGUUUCAUGUAUAUGUUGGUUUUUUUUUCCAUCAUUUUAAUUUCAUCUUUUCAGCAUUUCUACAUUUUAUAAAUGAUUCUGGAUAUAAUAAAAACAGAUCAUUGUGCCAUAAAUCAAAUGAAAUGUAAUUUAAACCCACAAACCACUGUUAAACUGAAGUUUAAUUUAUGUACACCACUUCCUAUGUAAUUAGUGAACUGAUGUGAUGGACCAUGGAAAAUGAACAUUUUGUAGUUCUUAUGCUUUUGUUUAGUUAGACUUUGUUUUUCUGAAAAUUAUUCAAAUACAUGUAUAUUUUUUCUUUUUCCUUACAUUGAUAAAACCACUUAAUACUUGUAUCCAUCAAUGUUUUUAAGAUGUUGAGAAUGUUCAGUGUAUUUUGUGUGUUUUUUGACUGUACAAGUUAACAGUUUGGUUCUGAUCUUGGCUGUAUCAAGAUGCAUCAGAUCUGUAAAUCAUUCAAAUUGCUGAUAUAUUUCAUAAUUUAAAAUAUACCUGGUAUAAAUAAAAAAUAAAAUCAUGCCUGUUGUGGGAUUCAAAAUUAUCACCAGCAGAAAAAAGAAUUAUUUUGGUUCAUUUGCGUUUGACAGAAAGUGUUGCUGUCAUUGAAAUAAGCUAGUGGAUCUUGAAACAGCUGAGACUUUGUAUGGUUCAUUUGUAUGAUCUAUAAGUGUUUUAUAGGUACUAUGAUUGGUUCUUUCGCUUUCACUGUAGUCAUUUAUUCUCACUUUUGUGCUAAAUAUACGUUAAAUGAUUCUGUUCUUUAGGGUGAUUGGCUGAACUCCCAAGUUGUUAGUAUAUGUCUUAACUAGACUGAAUGGAACCUGAAAGGUCUUAUUAGAUCCUCAUCCAACAGAUCAGACCUGAAAGUCAAAUAAGAUAUUGAGACUUAUCUUACAGAUGUAUUUAGGAUUGCAUUUCAUUGCUUAAUAUGUUAAUUCUGAUAUUUUUUAUUGGUGACUUUCUACACAUUUUGUCUUGUUUAAAUUGACAAAUGCAAGGUUUCCAUGGAGAUAACCAGACUAAAAAUUUGUUAAUAACGGCAUACAGAUAAACAAAUACAGCUGAACUAUUGGUUUACUAUGCAGACUAUUUUGAGAAAACAGAUCAUUGUGCUAUAAGUCAAACAAAAUCCAACUUAAAUCCACAAACCACUGUUUAACUUACGUUUUAUUUAUAUACACCACUUCCUAUGUAAUUAGUGAACUGAUUUAUUAUUGUAGAGCGUAUCACACUAAACUUUUUUUUAUUUUUCAAAACAACUUUUAUAGAAAUAAGGUAAAAUUUCAAAACCUUUGAUACAACUAAUGUACAUAUUUGAGAGGUAAAACAAUUAACUUGGUAAGCAAUUUCUUGUAGGCUUUGGUGAGGUAAUUGAGAUCUAUUUUCAAGUCUAUUACAUAUUUAAAGAAAGUGGUCACAUUCUUAAAUAUACUUAUGCUAUAUCAAACUGUUGUACAAGUUGAACUGAGGAUAUUUGAAACAUUUACUAUUCAGGAUUGUAUUGUAUCUAACUAGACUAGCUGAGCAGUAAACAAACACAAAAUACAAACUUCAGCCAUUUUAAUAGGUUUUAAAAUUUGAACAAACCUUUUCUUAAAUGUAAGGAUAUGAGAAAAAUUUGACCGGUGAAAUCAAAAUACUUUGAUGCAACACAGUAAACUAAACAGCAAUUUAGAUAUGAAAUAUUGUUAUAUACAUUUUGUGAGUUGUAUUAUGUACAUUAUUUGUCUAACCAUGCUAUGCAUCAUUCCACACUGUAAUAACUGCAAUGCAUAUCACUAAGAAGGCACUGUAUCACUGUGUAGUUAUCAUUGUGUUAUUAUAUUACAUUCCAGCAUUUCAAUCUUAAUUGUGUUUACCAAAUGAUACAUGCAUACUGAUUUCAUGCUUUGUACUCUGAAUGAUUGACAUCUGGUCAGGUUUUUAUUUAACUCUUCGGUUAAUUCAGACAAAUAUUUUCAUAGUGCCCAUCUGUAUUUUAAUUUAAUUCAUCAGUUCCAUCACAGAAUGUUUCAGGAACCCUCUUUUUCACCGGUUACUAUAGUGACUCAAAAGGUUUUAUUUUAAAAAAACUGAAGUUGUCCCAUUCAAAGAAAAAACAAAAGAAUACAAUGAAUUUAUUACGUGGAUUAGGGUCAAAUCAUUUGUUUGAGUUUAAAGGGAAAUUGGCACAUCCAAGUUCAAUUUUAUCAAGUUCCUUUAUUUCUUUAUAUGGUUUAACUGAAUUUUUAAAAAAAAAUCCUAAGCAUUUAGUUAUCUGUUAAACAAAAAAAGAUCACCAUAUCGAAAAUUGAUUUUAUUUUCAAGUGAAUUUGUAAAUGUGAUAGUUUCUGUGUUGAUUGGGAAUGAUGUGAUAGUUUCUGUGUUGAUUGGGAAUGAAGUAACUUGAGUAGACAGUGGUGAGGUGCUAUUUGUUCUGAGAUAUGUGAUUGUCGGUUUUGUCAAGCAGGUAUAUUGUAUAUAUUGUCAGACUGUCAGGUAUUACAGAAUGUUGGUAGUUGACAGAUUUAUGAUAACGUCAGUUGUUGAAGAAGGUAAAGUUGUGCUCAGGGACACAAGUUAUAGGAGAAAGAUUAAUGUUGAAAUGUGAUGCGAUAAUUUAUCUUUUAUAUGAAACCAUUGUUAAGUAGAUGUUUGUCUUUCACUUCGAAAUGAAGUAGCUGACAGAAAUUGUCAAACAUGUAGAUAAUUUAUAAAAAAUAAAACUAAAAAAUAAAUAACAAUAAAAUCUA
Messenger RNA from Mizuhopecten yessoensis (Yesso scallop), 6665 nucleotides. RefSeq names its product E3 ubiquitin-protein ligase MYLIP-like. The transcript has 6 exons. Gene Ontology annotation, molecular function: ubiquitin-protein transferase activity. Bases 650 to 1960 code for a protein of 436 amino acids. Gene Ontology annotation, cellular component: cytoskeleton. Gene Ontology annotation, biological process: ubiquitin-dependent protein catabolic process. The record is from RefSeq and is a predicted model, not a curated record. Lineage: Eukaryota; Metazoa; Mollusca; Bivalvia; Pectinida; Pectinidae.